Molecule: messenger RNA, 444 nt
Organism: Cladophialophora bantiana CBS 173.52
Lineage: Eukaryota; Fungi; Ascomycota; Eurotiomycetes; Chaetothyriales; Herpotrichiellaceae
Exons: 1
Coding region: 1-444 (147 amino acids)
Source: RefSeq, a predicted model, not a curated record
AUGAACCUCAUCAAAAGAGACAAAAAUAUGUCGAGCUUCUUGGAGAGCCCUGCCGAGAUUGCAGCGCUGCUGCCAGUAAUGACUCACUGGAAGUACUUUGCCACACUUGCCGAGCAAGACGAAAGCAAGCAUGAACCCCAUGAAAAGGUAUUCGAUGCAGAUGAACACAGCGAUGAUGAAGAUGAGGAUAGUGAUAUUCAAGAUAAAGUGGUCAACGAAGCGUCAAGAGAUUCAAUGGAUUGGGACUUUAGAGAACAACAAACCUGCCUCGAUUCGACCUACGAAAUACCAGUGAUGCGUGCCAACCCAUUAAAUAUUGCGGAAAAGAGUCUGCGAAACACAAUUUUGAGUUGCAUCGAUGGGCUAACUGUCAAACAUGUCGCGGACAUCCUUGGAAAGCAUGGUACUAAGCUUGUUGAGGGUUGCACGUAUCGCGUUAGCUAG